Akanthomyces muscarius is the source of this 417-nucleotide messenger RNA. RefSeq lists its product as uncharacterized. The coding region runs from base 1 to 417 and encodes 138 amino acids. The record is from RefSeq and is a predicted model, not a curated record. The transcript has 2 exons. NCBI's taxonomy places the organism in Eukaryota, Fungi, Ascomycota, Sordariomycetes, Hypocreales, Cordycipitaceae.
AUGCGCGUCUCCCUUCUGUUCUCUUCGGCCUUGGCCACCCUCCUCGCUCCCGCCCUCGCGGACUAUCAAGAGUGCCCUGACCACCUUGCGCCUGUUACUCAGUUCUACCUCUUCGGCAACGAGGACUGUGCCAACAAUGGACCCGGCAAGCGGCUCGGCAACGUCCGCGUGUGCAUGACGGAUCUCGCUGAGCACAACUACGGCGAGCCGCAGGGCUGCCACAAGCUGGAGCAGGAAGGCGUGCUGUCCAUCUCGCAGUGGACAAACAUCCAAGGAUGCAACCUCUACAUGUACACUGAUGCUGAAUGCCUUACCGGCAUCAAAGAGCUUACCGACAUGGGCGGAUGCAACUCCCCGUCUGGGGAUUACAACGGCAAGCCGUGGCUGGCUUACCGAGCUUGGUGCCCGCCAAUGUAA